CCAAACUCGACAGCAGGCACUGAGUCACCAAGCUCGACAGCGGGCACCGAGUCAUCUGGCACGACAGCAGGCACCGGGUCAUCAGAUAGGACAGACAAGACAGCGUGCACUGGGUCAUCACAUAGGACAGACAAGACAGCGGGCACUGGGGCGUCAGGCUGGACCACGGGCACCAGGGCGUCAGGCUGGACUGAAGGCACCGGGGCAUCAGGCUGGACCGCGGGCACUGAGUCACCAAGCUCGGCAGCGGGCACCGAGUCACCUGGCACGACAGCGGGCACCAAGUCAUUUGGAAGAAUAGCGAGCACCGAGUCAUCUGGCACGACAGCGGGCACCGAAUUAUUUGGCAGAAUAGCGGGCACCGGGUCACCAAGCUCGACAGCGGGCACCGAGUCAUCUGGCACGACAGCGGGCACUGAGUCACCAAGCUCGACAGCGGGCACUGAGUCAUCUGGCAUGACAGCGGGCACCGAGUCAUCUGGCAUGACAGCGGGCACCAGGUCAUCUGGCACGACAGCGGGCGCCGGGUCAUCAGAUAGGACAGACAAGACAGCAGGCACCAGGGCGUCAGGCUGGACCGCGGGCACUGGGGCAUCAGGCUGGAUCAAGCUGGUUAGGAUCAUCAGGCUGGGUAGCGUACACUGGGUCAUCAGGCAUCUGGGCAUCAGACUGAACAGAGGG
This is a messenger RNA of Staurois parvus, 681 nucleotides long. Lineage: Eukaryota; Metazoa; Chordata; Amphibia; Anura; Ranidae. The record is from the annotation of a GenBank genome assembly.